AGGAAACAGAAUUUUGGUCCAAAAUGCAAUUUCAAAAAGAGAAAACUUCAGUUGGGUUCUUUCGAUGGUUUUCCAAAAUCUACUCAAUUUGUGCAACAAAAAUUUUCUGAAAUUCCUAUACUUAAUAAUUUCCAAACAGUAGAACAAUGUACUUUAGAAUAUGACCCAAUACGAGGAGCUUCAAUAGAUCCACAUAUUGAUGAUUGUUGGAUUUGGGGUGAAAGAAUAGUUACUGUUAAUGUCAUGGGUGAUUCAGUUUUAACAAUGAGUUCUUAUCAUGGUCCCGAUACAAAGUACAAUUUAAAAAGUAUUAUAGAAUAUUCCUCAACAAUUGAAGGCUUAAAAUUUGAUAUAAAAAAUAAAAAUGAAAAUGAAGAUAUCAUUGUAAGACUCCCAAUGCCAGAAGGAUCUCUUAUGGUUCUUUAUGGUAUUGCAAGGUACAAAUGGGAACAUUGUGUUUUAAGAGAAGAUAUAAACUCUAGGCGAAUUUGUUUAGCUUAUCGCGAAUUAACUCCUCCAUAUUUAUUUAAUUCAACAAAUAAUGAAGUUGUUAAAGAACUCUUAAAGAGAGCUUCAGUUUUUUAAUAAAAUGUAAUUAUAUCUAAAAAAAAUUUAUUCCAAUAAAACAUAUAUUUAAUUUGUACAAAAUAUUUAAAUACACAUUAUAUAUUACGUAUUAUAGAAAUAUAUUAAUUUUAUAUAUA
This is a messenger RNA of Apis florea (little honeybee), 704 nucleotides long. Its product is annotated as alpha-ketoglutarate-dependent dioxygenase alkB homolog 4. Gene Ontology annotation, molecular function: demethylase activity; oxidoreductase activity. The record is from RefSeq and is a predicted model, not a curated record. Gene Ontology annotation, biological process: demethylation. NCBI's taxonomy places the organism in Eukaryota, Metazoa, Arthropoda, Insecta, Hymenoptera, Apidae.